GCGCGCGGAGGGCGCAGGCGCGGAGCGGGGCCGGUGCCGCACUGAGGGAGCGUCUCCCGGUGGAUUGGAGAGCAUUUCCCUGGGAGAGGAGGCCGGGAUGAACGAGGACAUCCGGAUCCAUUCCUGGCCUUGCUCCUACUACCUGGACAGCAGCAAGCAAUGGAUCCCCGGGAAGCUCUCCCUGACUCCCGUCUCCAUCAAAUUCACGGCCGACAAAACCUCGGAGCUCCUGGUGGAUUUCCGGCUGGCUGGGAUCAGCGAGAUCAAGAAGGAAUCUUCCCAUUUGAUCUUCAGCUCCCUCACUGUCCUGGAGAAGGGCACCAAGCACUGGUUCAGCUCCCUGCAUCCCAACAGGAAUGUGGUCUUCAACAUCCUGGAGCACUUCUGGCGGGAGCAGCUCCUCUCCAGCCAGGAGGGCGGAGCGGGAGCGGCUUUGGAAUCCAGCAAGGGCAAGGAAUUGACGGGAAUGUUGGAGGGAUCCCAGAAACGCCUGGAGGACACGGCCAAGAUGCUGCAUUCCCAAGGGGAGCAGUUUGACAACAUCAUGAGGGGGCUCCACAAGAUUGAGGGGGACAUGGAUGUGGCGGACAGGCUGUUGACCGAGCUGGAAUCUCCUUCCUGGUGGCCCUUCAGCACCAAGCUCUGGAAAGCCCCUGUGGAGCCGAAGCCCAAGGAGAGCCCCGGCGCUCCCGAUCCCGAUCCCCGCUCGGAGGAGCAGGCCCUGCUGCGGAUCCCGGUGCUGAUCGCGCAGGGCGCGGACGCCAGGCCGGGCUCGCUGGCGCUGCUGCCGUCGGCGCUGGAGAUCCGCGACGGCGCGGCGCGGCUGCUGCGGCGCUUCGAGCGGCGCCACGUGGACGAGGUGCGGGUGCACGGCCCCUACGAGGUCAGCGUGCGGCAGCGCUUCAUCGGCCGGCCCGACUGCGCCUUCCGCCUGCUGGCCGCCCGCAUGCCCGACGCCAUCCCGCUGCUCCAGGCGCACUACGGCAGGAGGGUGCAGAUCCUGGAGGACGCGCUCGGCUUCGCCGCCGCGCCCAGGUCCCCCGCGGCGGAUCUGGGGACGUCCGUGUGGCAGGCAGCCACAGGAUUCCUGGGAGCGGCGGCGACUCCCGGAUCUCCGGCGGGAAGCGCGGACAAGGAGCAGGUGCAGCUGCAGAAAAUCUCCCAGGAAGAAGCCAACGAGCUCAGACAGAUCCUGAAGAAGCUCAAGGGCCUGGCCCUGGAGACGGAAGCGGAGCUGGAGAGGCAGGACGAGGCCCUGGAUUCCAUCGGCAGCUCCGUGGACCGCGCCACGCUCAACAUCGACCGGCAGAACCGCAGGAUGAGGAAGCUGACGUAACUUCCUGGCGGGAACGGGAACGCCGGGGAGAGCAGGAGGAUGGGGGAGCCGGGAGUUUCAGGACUGGUUUUUCCAGAGACACUUCGGGAGGGGUUUGGGAUGAGGUUUGGAAAACGGCGCUGCUGAGGGUGAGUUCCUGAGAGGAUUGAAGGUUCCUGGACUUCGAUCGUGGCUGGAUCUUCGAUCCUGGGUGGAUUUUGGAUGGUUGGAGUUUGGGUGAUGGUUGCGUCUUGGAUGAGGUUUGGAUCUUGGAUCAUGGUUGAAUCUUGGAUGAGGUUUGGAUCUUGGAUGAUGGUUGGAUCUUGGAUCACAUUUGGAUCUUGGAUGAUGGUUGAGUCUUGGAUGAGGUUUGGAUCUUGGAUAGUUGGAUUUUGGGUGGUGGUUGGAUCUUGGAGGGUUGGAUUUUGGGUGGUGGUUGGAUUUUUCGUGGAGAUUGAGUCUUGGAUGAGAUUUGGAUCUUGGAUCAUGGUUGGAUCUUGGAUCACAUGUGGAUCUUGGAUGAUGUUUGGACCUUGGGUAAUGUUUGGAUCUUGGAUCUUGGAUGGGAUUUGGGUCAUGGAUAAUUGGAUUUUGGGUGGUGGUUGGAUCUUGAAUGGUUGGAUCUUGGAUGAGGUUUGGACCUUGGAUGAGUUUUGGACCUUGGAUGAGGUUUGGACCUUGGAUGGUUGGAUCUUGGAUCACAGUUGGAUCUUAAAUAACGAUUGGAUGUUGGAUGAGUUUUGAAUCUUGGAUCAUGGUUGGAUUUUGGAUCAUGGUUGGAUCUUGGAUCAUGGUUGGAUGUUGGAUGAUGAUUGGAUCUUGGAUGAGGUUUGGAUCUUGGAUGAGGUUUGGAUCUUGGAUGAGGUUUGGAUCUUGGAUGAUGCUUGGAUCUUGGAUGAUGAUUGGUCCUUGGAUAAUAUUUAGAAGCCUUUUUUGGAUGGAAGGAUCCAAAUUUCCAAUCGGGAUGAAACAAAACUCGUGGAUUCUCCACUACAGAACCCUGUAAAUAGGAAGGGAUGUGACAAAACCGGACUUAAUUUUAAUUCAUUAAUUCAUCAAUUAAUGUGCUUUUUCACUUUGCUGCUUUCCAACCCAUCAAUUCCCUCUCCAGAACUUUCCGUAAAAUCCUUAGGAUCCAAUCCUGUUUUUUUUAAUUUAUUUGCACUGAGUGGUGAUGAAACAUUUCAAGGCUUUUCCAGAAUUCCUAAAAAAAGGGAAUAUUUUCAAUUGAAGUCUGAAGUUUACACUUGGCUCUGUUGAGAGCUGAGAUUCCCCCUCCUAAAUUAUUGAUAUUCCGUAGGAAAAAUUCCCAUUUCCAGCUGUUCUACCUCCAAGGAGCUCUUGUAAAAUAUUUUUUUUUAAUUUUUUUUUUUUUACAUUUAAUUUAAAUUUUUUUUUGGUGUUGCUUGCUAAUCCAACACUUCCAGUGCAAUAUUUUGAAACAGUGAAGCUUCAAAUCCUUGGAUUCAGUGGGAAUUUUUCCCAAUUUUUUUUGGAAUCCAGCCUAAAUUUGGGAGAAGACCCCGAACCAUGUCGAGGGUGUUGUUUGCAAAGUUUGUAUUCCUUUGUCUGAGUUAAGACUGGAGUAAAAUUUAUUCCAAGUUUUUCCUGGCAUGCACUUUAUUGGAUAAUCCGGUGAUAAUUCCCUCUCCAUCAAUUAUUUCCUGGGAAUAAAAUCCUCUUGGAGCUUCUCCUGACGUUUCCCACCCCAAAAUCGCUGCUGGUUUACCGGGAGAGGAAAAAAAACUUCCCACACCUCAUUUUUCCAUGGAUUUCCAUGUGGAUUUCACACCAAAUCUGUGCUUGUUGAGGCUGGGAUGGGGUCUGGGAAUGUUCCAGAAUUCCCAAAAGGAAAUCUUUUGGAUUUGAGCGUUUUUGGGGUGUUCUUUGUGCCAUAUUUUUUAUUGUUGUGAGGUUUUAGCACCGACUCCGUAUUUUGUGGGUUGUGUUGAGUCCAACAUAUCCCAAAAAAACUUUGGAAUAUUCCUUGGAAAGCCCAUCCUGGAGCUGUACAUUGGCUGAAUUCCAUGUGCCAGAAGGAUUUUCCACCUGUAAUUCCUUCUUAUUAAAUCUCUUGGAAUUGUGAA
Molecule: messenger RNA, 3402 nt
Organism: Prinia subflava (tawny-flanked prinia)
Lineage: Eukaryota; Metazoa; Chordata; Aves; Passeriformes; Cisticolidae
Gene: SNAP47
Product: synaptosome associated protein 47
Exons: 5
Coding region: 98-1336 (412 amino acids)
Biological process (GO): exocytosis; synaptic vesicle priming; synaptic vesicle fusion to presynaptic active zone membrane
Cellular component (GO): plasma membrane; SNARE complex
Molecular function (GO): SNAP receptor activity; syntaxin binding
Source: RefSeq, a predicted model, not a curated record